Molecule: messenger RNA, 2580 nt
Organism: Penicillium longicatenatum
Lineage: Eukaryota; Fungi; Ascomycota; Eurotiomycetes; Eurotiales; Aspergillaceae
Exons: 3
Coding region: 1-2580 (859 amino acids)
Biological process (GO): cholesterol biosynthetic process
Cellular component (GO): cytoplasm
Molecular function (GO): FAD binding; phosphomevalonate kinase activity
Source: RefSeq, a predicted model, not a curated record
AUGGAGUAUGCCGACAAAUGGCACCUUUCCCAAAUGGAGCUAGACUUGCUGCAGGCGACAGCGACUCACUGUAUUACUUUGCUGCUUUCAUCGCAGGGUCUGUGCUAUGCAAGUACGUUAUCGGAAGGGGGUAGGGCGGUCAAAAACUGCGAGGCUGCCCUUCACCACCCCGCCUCAAUCGUGAGACCUAAGGAUGUCCGGCAAGUCCAGCAAUGUGUCAAAUGGGCUUUGAAACACGGGGUCAUCUUGAGCAUUAUUGGGGGAAGCCACAGCGGCCACUGCUUAUGGUCAAACGUCGUUGCGGUCGACAUGAGUGCCUUCGACAAAAUACACAUUUCAACUGCUGAAAAUGACGUUCAUGGAUGCAACACCUUGGUUGUUGUCGAAAGCGGCUGUAGGACUGGGGAUAUCAUCCGUGAGACAAUGGCGGCGGGUAUUACCGUGCCCUUAGGGGCCCGCCCUAGCGUUGGCGCGGGGCUGUGGCUUCAAGGUGGCAUCGGGCAUCUAACAAGACUUCACGGGCUCGCGUGCGACGCCAUCAUCGGUGCUGUAGUGGUGGGUCUUGAGACUGGUCAGAUCUUCUGCAUCGGGCAUGUACCGACCCAGCACCAACCAAUUGAUGCGCGUUGCCCGAUAAACGAGAAUGGUAUCCUGUGGGCGAUGAAAGGCGCUGGGACCAAUUUUGGCAUAGCUAUUAGCGUGACUUUUAAAACAUUUGAGGCUCCUAAAUUUUCAACUCGGAAAUGGAUUAUCCCACUGAGGGAUCAGGAUGACGCAAAGCUCAAGCCCCAGAAAUUUGACAAUCAUAUCACCAGAAAGCUGCCCCAAAAUUGGUCUGCAGACAUCUAUUUGUACUGGGAAGUCGACCAGCUUCGUCUUGGCAUCACUACGUUCGAAUCUUCCACAAUUGGGCACGUCUCUACAUCACGAAUAUUAAUCUCGAUACGAACGUUGUUCGGACAGGAAGUCUCCGGGGAUAUCGCAAACAGUGUCGAUUUGUUCGAGGUCGACAUGUACAUGUCCAGCAUGCACGGUGGACACGGUGGACACGGUGGAGCCAAAACAUCCUUUUUCAAGCGAUGCUUAUUCUUAAAAGAUGUUGGACGUAUCGCUGACAUUUUGUUGUCGGCUAUUGACACUCGUCCUACCCCAUUUGGCUACCUCCAUCUCCUGCACGGUGGCGGAACGGUUCAUGAUAUAGCGGCCGAUGCCACGGCGUUUGGCUGUAGAGACUGGGAAUUUGCCUGUGUAGUAACGGGUGUUUGGGCUCGAUAUCAAGACAACAGCUUUCUCUUUCGAACUGUCGUGGAGUGGGUGUAUAAGGUCGCUAAGGAAAUGCUGCCAUUGUGUAGUGGAGUCUACAGUGCAGACCUCGGGCCGGAUCCCAAAGAUUAUGCGCUGGCGGCUAAGGCUUUUGGGCCUAAUGGGCCACGUCUGGCUCGCCUCAAGCACAUUUUAGAUCCGCACAAUGUGCUGGCUUAUGCCUGCCCAAUUCAGAAAGCGGCUAUAGGACCGAAACUUAUCAUACUUGUCACAGGUGAAAGUUGUGCUGGGAAAAACUAUUGCGCCGAAACCUGGGCCUCUGCGUUGAGUUCGUCCGGCCAUGAGGGCCUGGCGGUGCGAAAAGCAAGCAUUAGCGAUAUUACCAACCGAGAAUAUGCGGUGGCUACCGGUGCCGACCUUGGGCGUCUCUUUGGGGUCCGUGCCUACAAAGAACAACAUCGGCCAGCGCUGACAAGAUUCUUCAAAGACCAGGCUAAACAGCGCUCACGAUUGCCAGAGGAGCACUUCUUAGAUUUGGUCCACAACUGGACGGAUUUUGAUGUGUUGCUCAUCUCAGGAAUGAGAGAUGAGGCCCCAGUCGCCGCCUUCUCAUAUCUGGUCCCAGGAAGCAGACUUCUAGAAGUUCGCGUUCAAGCCAGCAAGGAGACACGGCGAAUCCGUCGAGGAUGUCCCAGUGCCAGUAAUGACAAGUACCAGGAAGAUGAGGACAUGAGUGAUGGGAAGGCAAAUGUGGCAGGCACUGACUGUUGUCCCAGCUUCAUCUUCGAUAAUGAAAUGUCUGGGAAGAAUGCAAUCACCUGCUUUGCCGAAGAGCAUCUUCUUCCGUUCUUUGAUGAGGACUAUCAGUUAUUGAGUGAUAUGGUACGCCUGGCACCCAACUUUCCAUGUCCAGGCAUCGACUUUAGGCACGUGCUCAACAUCAUUCAGCAGCCCGGCGGGCUAGCUCUGUCGUUAAUCCGCCAAGCCGGCAAGCAGCCACCACCAACGGUUUCUGUGCUCAAGUCUAUGUCACAUGUUUCGUCUUCGACAUCCAAGGAUUUGAAAGAGGAGUUGAUUGAGAUAGUUCAAGAUUUGAUCCCCCGGGAUGCUUUAGUAGUGGUAGUAGACGACAUGCUUGCCACGGGGAACACACUCUGUGCGGGUCUACGAUUGCUACAGAAAGCCAAUGUCAGUGUUCAGGACAUAAGGAUAGUUGUCGUGGCCGAGUUUCCUAUUCACCGCGGCCGAGAGCUGUUACGUCAAAAUGGGUUUGGGGGAGUCCAGAUUCAGAGCCUCCUAAUUUUCGAUGGUGCUUAA